Messenger RNA from Abrus precatorius (Indian licorice), 1500 nucleotides. Its product is annotated as AP2-like ethylene-responsive transcription factor AIL6. Gene Ontology annotation, molecular function: DNA binding; DNA-binding transcription factor activity. Gene Ontology annotation, biological process: regulation of DNA-templated transcription. Lineage: Eukaryota; Viridiplantae; Streptophyta; Magnoliopsida; Fabales; Fabaceae. The record is from RefSeq and is a predicted model, not a curated record.
AUGGCUCCUGCCACUAACUGGCUGUCGUUUUCGCUCUCUCCCAUGGAAAUGCUCAGAAACCCCGAACCACAGUUUGUUCAAUACGACGCCGCCGCUUCCGCUUCUUCCUCCUCUCAUAACUAUUUUCUCGAUAAUUUGUACUCCAAUGGGUGGGGGAACCCCAAGUCUCAGGUUCUGCUGGAGCAGAAUCUAAACCAUAGCAACGUGAGUUUCAUGGAAUCGGCGCAGACUCAGAGUGUUAGCCACGCGCCUCCGCCGAAGCUGGAGGACUUUCUCGGGGACUCUUCCGCCGUGAUGCGAUACUCCGAUAGUCAGACGGAGACGCAAGACUCGUCGUUGACUCACAUGUACGACCACCAUGGCUCUGCUUACUUCGGUGACCAGCAGGAUCUUAAGGCCAUUGCUGGAUUUCAAGCUUUUUCGACUAACUCUGGUUCAGAGGUUGAUGACUCUGCCUCCAUCGGAAAGGCGCAUCCCAACGAGUUCGGGACUCACUCUAUUGAGUCCUCCGGGAACGAGUUCGCCGCGUUCUCCGGUCCCACCACCGGAGCCUUGUCUCUCGGGGUUGCGCAGAGCUCUGAGAAGGCCGUGGUUGCGGCAGAUUCCGAUAGCUCGAAGAAGAUAGUUGAUACCUUUGGCCAGCGGACUUCAAUUUACAGAGGCGUUACUAGGCACCGAUGGACAGGUAGAUAUGAAGCGCAUCUAUGGGACAACAGCUGUAGAAGAGAGGGUCAAGCCAGGAAAGGGCGUCAAGGAGGAUAUGAUAAGGAAGAGAAGGCAGCGAGAGCUUAUGAUUUGGCAGCUCUAAAGUACUGGGGUCCCACCGCUACCACCAACUUCCCUGUUUCCAAUUAUACAAAGGAGUUGGAGGAGAUGAAACAUGUAACAAAGCAAGAAUUCAUUGCAUCACUGCGAAGGAAAAGUAGCGGUUUUUCCAGGGGAGCUUCCAUUUACAGAGGUGUUACAAGGCACCAUCAACAGGGUAGAUGGCAAGCAAGAAUUGGCCGGGUUGCUGGAAACAAAGAUCUGUACUUGGGAACAUUCGCUUCUGAUGAGCAAGCAGAAGACGCAUACGAUAUUGCAGCUAUAAAGUUUAGAGGUGCAAACGCCGUAACCAAUUUUGAGAUGAGUAGAUAUGAUGUGGAAGCAAUAAUGAAGAGUUCUCUCCCAGUUGGUGGGGCAGCAAAACGCUUGAAACUUUCCUUAGAAUCAGAGCAGAAAGCUCCACUGAGCAACAGUCAACAAAACCCUCACUGUGCAAACAUGAGUGGCAGCAUCAAUUUCUCAGCCAUUCAGCCAGUUACUACUAUCCCUUGUGGAAUUCCCUUUGAUUCCACAACCGCGUAUUAUCAUCACAAUCUCUUCCAACAUUUUCAUCCCACCAAUGCUGGCACGGCAGAGUCUGUAGUUACUCCAACCAAUGGAACUGGACUCACUGCUCUGCCACCGCCACCAGCAGCAGCUGAGUUCUUUAUUUGGCCUCAUCAUCAGUCUUAUUGA